CCGACUGACUCAGCCGAGGUCUCUCAUGAGUCUCAUCAUUCCAUCGGCGACUGCCGUCGAGAUCAGUUGUGUAAGACGCCUGGGAGACCCGGCUCGUUUAGCAGGCAGACGAAAGACUGUGUCAUUACAUUUCCGGACGAUAAGUGAAACAUUAUCGUGUAGAUAACAAGUGAGAGAGAAGGACGUACUAAGUGCCAAGAAAACUUGCAAAAAAUAUUAGAGAUAGUUUUAUGUGUUUAUUUCCUGUAAUUUUUUUUUUAAUUGUGUCCUGAAACAAGAAGUCGGUGUCAAGUCUGCAAGCAGAGGAGCAUCUGUUCAGUACAUACCUACAUUUCUUUUAAAAGGAAUUUUACGCCGUUUUGAGGUAACGCUGCCGGCGACGCUGACGAUGUUGGAGGGCGUGUGGGCGGUGCUAACGAUGGGGACACUCACGUCGCUUCUGGCUGUGACUUCGCAGGUGUCAGGCAGCGAGGUGGUCAGUCGACAACGUCGUCUCGCGAAAACUGAGUUUUCGAAUAAAUUCGUAGGAGUGAGCAGUAGGUGUUCCAGGGGAUCCCUGACCGUUGAAGUGGGAACGGCAGAAGCCUUUUUCGGGUCAGUUUAUGCCCGGGGCUACCCUGGUCGUUGCCGAGUCACGGGCGAGGGUGAGACGACCACAAUUCUCGAAGUUCCUACUCAGAAGUGCGGUGUCAAGAUCAUCGAAGAUGAGAAUGGCGGCCAUACCUACGAGCUGCUGGUGUACAUACAGUUCGACAAAUGGGUGCAACAGGUCAUUGACGAGCAGGUGCAUGUCAGGUGCAGGGCUGAUAAGCCAGAUGGGGAGCUACAAGCAAAGGCGCAGAUGAAUGUAGCCAACAGCGACCCUGGGUUGUUCGAAGAGAUCCAGGCAAAGAGCUCUGAGCCAACGUCAGUCAAAAAGAACUCUAUUGCUUCUCUGAUUUUUGCCAAUGAUUUGACCCCUUCUACCUCUUCGUCGGCUUCUUCAGUGUCCUCCAGUUCUAGCAGCAUCUCCAGCAGCAUCAGUAGCAGUAGCAGCAGAAGUAGCAGCACAAGUAACAUUCUUAGGGGAAACGGCAGAAGUAGCACCAGUGGCGGCAGCAGUAACACAGCAAAUAAGCUGAAGCGAUUGGUCACUUCAAGGAACAACCCUCCCAUCGUCAGAAGUCGGUCAGAGGAGGACAUGAGAGACUGGUUUCCAGUGGCUGCCCCGCCCGAGGUCAUGAGAUGGAAGAGUAAGAGACCAGAUGGAAGCCCAGAGCCAGUCUCCUGUUGGAUGGACAUCGUCACGGGAAAUAAUAUGGACGGUAAACCCGUGUUGGACCACCUCCUUGUAGGAGACGACGCAACCAUGGUCCUGAAGAUCCGUCAGGAAUCGGGCCUUGACACUCGCAUCACAUCUUGCCUGGCUCACGACGGCUCCGGAGAACAGAGUCAAGACCUCAUUGACGAAAAUGGCUGCGCCGUCGAUGACGCCAUCAUGCCCCCUCUCAGAGUGAAGAGCAACGUCCGCAGCGGAGUGAAGGUGGCCUACGCGUCCUUCAAGGCGUUUAAGUUCCCCGACAGGGACAACCUACAUCUGAAGUGCGCCGUUCUUGUCUGUCUAGGAGCCUGUCAGCUGCCGGUCUGCGGACGGACAUCAAACCGCGUCGGACGUCGUAUGGGGGCCAGCGGACAGGGGUCUAUACAACCCGUAGAAGACAUCGACACUUCAGUUCUUGUGCAACAGACGAGCCGUGGCAAUGACAGAGCCCUUGGGGUUAGGAUCCUCGAUAAAGUCGAGGUCUUCAACUCGGUUGAGGUUCGUGCCCCUGGGAUUGAGAGCCAGCAGGACCUCGUCAAGCAAUACCGAACGGACAGAGGCCCCGUGAACGACGUGGACUUCUUCAGCAACGAGAGCAUGUUUUGCGUGACACCCUACAAGAUGAUCCUGGCCUUCGGCGUGCUCCUGACGGUACUGCUGGUGGCACUGCUCUUCGCCCUGUAUUCUUGCGUCAAGGCAAGAGUCAUGAAGUCCAGGCUAAGGACACCGCAGCCCUUGGAAGCGCAGAGACGCUCCCCGGUCACGAGCCCCUACUACAGGUUCCCGCACUGAUGCAAAACGGGAAGUGUUCGUCAGUCGUUUUUGGUGAGAUUCUGGGUCUAAUAAGGUCCCAUACACUUCAGAAUCUUGUGGUACAAUUCUUUAUGGGAUGCUCGAACGAGCUAGAGUCUGUGCCGGCACAAGGCCGAGUUGAUUUAACAGCAAAACUACAAAAUCAACACUGCUGUAACUGGUAUCAACAACCUGGUUCUUCUUCGCUGAAUUCAUUCGGGAGAAGCAUGGUCUUCUAAGGAGACCUCUCCUUAGCCGCGUGCCGACUUCGCGUCUCGAGAGAUUUCGUAUAGUUUAGUAAUAUGUUCAUUGAUAAAGGAUGAAUGAGCUUUCUUUUGAAUAAUGAUAUAAAAAAAGGAAAUGAUCUCUCGAAUGAACCAGGUGUAAAACAUAUUUCGUAAAUUUCAUGAACUUGGGGAACUUUUAUCAAUACAAGAUGGACGUUAAUAAGCUGCUUAAAACGCAUUUUUUUUUCUUUAAUGUAAAAGACGACGCCAAAGUAGGGAAAUAUAAAGGUCACCUUUCAAGUAGCUAGUGAGAAUAGCACCUUCAUUGUAGAUUAGUCACCUCCUAUUUUCCAUUUUUAUUUAUUUAUUUGUUUGUUGACUUCUUUCGCCAAUGAGGACAUCAGUCCCAAGCCAACCAAGUGUAAAAUUCUAAUCGUGUUUCUAAAACCUAUAGAAACGGGCAUUAUUAUUUGUAUAAUUUAUAUAUGAGAAUUUUUAUUUGUGACAUGUUUUUAUGUGUUAUAGGUUAAGCUGUACAUACACCGAUCUGUUACAGAUCACACAUUAAAUUUUUUUGAAAAUAA
Molecule: messenger RNA, 2903 nt
Organism: Macrobrachium nipponense
Lineage: Eukaryota; Metazoa; Arthropoda; Malacostraca; Decapoda; Palaemonidae
Exons: 12
Coding region: 389-2092 (567 amino acids)
Source: RefSeq, a predicted model, not a curated record